GUCGAACUUUGGAGUAACAGAUUACACUAGUCACUUUACCUCUCUGAUGUAAUUUUCGCAACUGCAAUUGUGCCACGUUUCUACAGAGGGAUCGAAAUUGAACCAUAGCACGAUGACAGAGUCUUCUGGUGUAAGUACUCGUCAUUAGUAGACUUAUUACUUGUUGGUUUAUUGUAUUUCUACUUUCGCAAAGAUUAAAGUUGACUGAUGUUGUAUUCAACUUUAUAUGAUGGAAAGUGUGAUGUCAAUUGAUUAUGAGGGAAUUGCAUUGUGACAUUGUUCUAAGUUGUUGUCAUUUCGAUUUUGUGCAUGGGAUGUAAAUCUGCUAUUGGGGACAUGAUUACUCAUGUGAUUAAUUGACGAUGAUAUGCGGUGACAGUCGGUGUCUGUAGCUAGGUUUCCAUCCAAUUGUCGACAGAUUGUUAUGUGAAUAUUCUAAAAUCCGCAUUAAAACAAUAUGCGCAUUUUCCCACCAGAGAUGUUUCAAAUUGACUUGUUGGAGAUAAAAGGCUGUGCGUGCUGACAGUGCACACAAAAAUAACUUGUUUUUGUGACAAUUGUUUACUGAACAAAAAUAUUUAAAAAAAUAUAUGCAACAAUUUCAAUGAUUUUACUGAGUUACAGGUCAUUUUAGGAAAUCAGUCAAUUGAAAUAAAUUCAUUAGGCCUAAUCUAUGGAUUUCACAUGACCGGGCAGGGGUGCAGCCAUUGGUGGGCCUUGGAGGGCAUAGGGAGUUUUUCCCCACAAAAGGGCUUUAUUACAAACAGAAAUACUCUGUCUGAUUGAUUGAGAGAUUCAAGGAGCUAUCAUCAUUAAGUAACAUAAUAGAUGGAAAGCAUUUGAAUAUUAACAUUCAUGCACUUCUAAAUGAAUUUUGUAACUUUGUCCCAGAAGCAUUUAACUGCAAGGCACUCCACAUCAUAUGAAGGAAUGUGCCUACCUAAUUUAGGGGACACAUUUCCUUUGCUUUAAAUACAGUCUGUGAACAAACACAAAAUGUAUGAGUUGAUGAUUCAGAUUACGGCAUGCCAAGGUCAUAUUUUUCCAUAUUCUGGUCCAGUUAAAGGGUUGUUCAGAUUCACUUAGAUCUGUGGACUGACCUAAACUGACCUAAGUUGUAAAUAUAGAACAAAGAGUUGCCUGGUAAUGUGUGUCUUUCAAAUCUUGGAAUGUUCUCAAACCAUUAUUGUCCAUGAUAUGGGUAAGUGUAUGGACUCCACAUUUGGACCAUUCAGGGGGAUGCAAAAGGCAUUCUUGUGAAAUAUUGGGAGUAUGGUCAUACCAUUUUGAUUCCCAGUUAGAUUGUUUUUAAAUUUUGUGGCAAAUAGAGAUUGUGUGAGCAAUAAUAGGAACAAAUCAUUGUUUACUUUGUUUAAGACAGGGUUCCCCAACUGACGGCCCGCGGGCCAAAUGUUUUUAUUUGGCCCCCCAAGUUUUCUGAGCAAAAACAAUAAUACAUCAAAUCAAAUCAAAUUUUAUUGGCCACAUGCGCCGAAUACAACAGGUGCAGACAUUACAGUGAAAUGCUUACUUACAGCAAUACACAAUAAAAUGAGCUCCAAGUGAUUUUAAUGUAAGAAAUCUGUUCCCAAGUAUUCCCACGCACAAUAGAGAGACACGUGAUCAUAAACAAAUGUAAGCAAGGUUUGAUAUGAUUGUUUUAGUCAAACAUUAUAUCUGUUUGGGCUUCUUGCAGUCAAUUUGCAGUCAUCAAAUUAUUUGUAAUUGUAAACUGGCUGGUUCGAGCCCUGAAUGCUGAUUGCCUGACAGCCGUGGUAUAUCAUACCAUAUGCCACGGGUAUGUAUAUUUUUUCUGUUCUAAUUACGUUGGUAACCAGUUUAUAAUAGCAAUAAGGCACCUUGGGGGUUUGUGGUAUAUGGCCAAUAUACCACGGAUAAGGGCUGUAUCCAGGCACUCCGCGUUGCGUCGUGCGUAAGAACAGCCCUUAGCUGUGGUAUAUUGGCCAUAGACCACACCCCCUCGUGCCUUAUUGCUUAAUUAUGUUCCGGCCCCCCGUCCAUCCGCUCAAUAAAAAAUUGGCCCGCGGCUGAAUCUAUUUGAUGAUCCCUGGUUUAAGGGAAAUAUUAGUGAAGACCAUCUAUUCCAGGGCAAUAGGAGAUAUUGCUAAUGUCUGGAAAUAUAAUUAAAAAUUUGGUACAGAUAGUCUUCCUACUUAUUUCCUCCUUUGUAAGUUUGUUCAUUUUAUCUGGGUUUGCUUACCUUGCCAUAUAAAAUUUGAAACCACUCUAUGGAUUUUAUCCCAAUAACCAGAAGGAGGAGACACGGAUGGGUUGAACUACAGAAAUUUAGCCUUGGCAAUAUAUUUAUUUUUACAAUAGAUAUUCUGCCGGUUAAAGCAACUGGGAUGUUAGUCCAUCUACUGUUAAAGUUUCUGGCAGUGGUUUUAUCUAAGGAUGGAAAUAUAUCUACUACCAAAUAUUUUAAAUGGGAAACAUUUGAGAUUCCAUAAGUAGAGAUGGAGUCCUCCAUCGGGGUCUUGAGAGGCAGUAGGGCUGAUUUGGUUAGAUACAUUUUAUAACUUGAGAUGAAGCUGAAUUUAUCUAUGAUCUUCAAUGUGUUUGGGAGCGGUUUGAGAUGCAUUGUCUAGAUAUAGUAAAAUAUCGUCCAUGUAUAAUGAGAUGAAGUGAUCAGUAGAUUUUUGGCAAAUUUGUGUUAUUUAUUUAUAUUGACAAAUUGCCUGGGUCAGGGGUUCCAUGGAUAAUAAAAAUAGCUAAGGAUAAAUAAGUACGUCUCGAUGGGAUGACGACAUCAUUUUGGAAAUCAGUUUAAUAUCUGUGUUUAUCAAAGAUAGGGGGUGAUUAUGAGAACACUGGGUGGCAUCCAUACAUUUUUAAAAAUAAAAGCACAAUUUGUGCUGUCUUCGCAUCUCUCACAAGUGAACAGCUGUGUUAAUCAUUUCGAGCUAUAGCGGACCUAAUUUGAUUCCAACAUUUUAAAUAGAGCUCCAAAAAUAGUUUGCAGUUAAAUUCCCAUGUACCGAGAAAAAAAACAACAACAAGUUGAAUGGGUUUCCAUUGCAUUUUCAACUCUACUGAUGGCUUUGUCACAACAAACGUUGUCUUGUAUAGUGAAUAUAGCCACUCUGGUUUGCUGUUUUCAUCAGGCCUAGCUGUAACAUAUUUUAGUGGGAAGUAUUCAACCCUAAACAAGACACCAUAGGAUGAAAGCUUUACUUUUGUAUGAUCUUUAAAACAAAGUGGGUGUUUAGUCGUGACCAUCUUCUUGUUCUUCUCCUCAGCAGUUUUAUCGAUAUGCAUGUAGUCCCCAGGACCCUCCAGAAAAUCCUUAUACGUUGCAUAGCAGUACAGAUGGAUCUACAAUUGGAAAUUAACAAUGUCAUCUCGCUACGUUCCUAGAGUGCCUUGGAGGUGUACAAGGAGAUGCUAUUGCUCUACCUGGAGGAAGGCAGGCGGCUUGUGAACACCAACUGCGAGGAGCUGGAACCAUGGCAGAUCAUUGGAGCUACUCUCAUCUCGACCCUAGGAGCAGUCUGGGUCAAAGGCUUCCUGUUUCAGCAAGAAAGUAAGUUUUCAGAUGAUGGAAUGAGGCACGUGUGUAUCAAAUGCAUGGGGAAAAUGUUAUGAAUGGGUGUUUAUGUGUUCUACAUGAUGAAAAGUGGUUUUUGGUUUAAUCAGACAUGCUGCUUCAUGAUUCAUUACCCGUCUGAAUGAGUGUGCAGUUAUUCACUUCCCCUCGUGGAUUUAAAAGGAAAGGACUGGUGUAAACUCUCUCUAGCUCAUGCUUACAUCAAUCCAAUGACUGAUAGAAAGGUUGAGAAUUGGGACUCGGGAAGGUGUCAGCAUUAAAGCACCAAGAGUUGGACCCGAAGUAUGGCAGGGAUUGACAUUAAGGUCUGAAAGGCCCUCACCCGUUGGGCAUGUCAGGAGUAUUUUUGGGUUGGCCGAAGAUUAUGAUCACUUGCCCGAUAUUUUUAAGUCGCUAUUUUCACCUACACACAGGGGAGGAAACAGAGAGUCCAGACUACUGGAUUUCUUUGUAAUUUGGUUGUUGUCAGUAAAAAUAAAUCACCUGCCCAAUGGGGCAACCUCAGAGCAGAUUCAACUUGGGCAACUGCUCAGGUCACUUGCCCCGGGCAAUAGGACAACCCUUAAUGUCAAUCCCUGUAUGGGCUUGAAUACUUCUUUCUGAUACCAUUGUGAGCAAUGAUCAGCUGACAAAACAAUUUCGGUGUGUCUCUGUGAUCAGUUAAAGCACUCGAUAUUGCUGGCCAACAAUUUUAAAUAUGUUUGAACUUGCAGUUGCUGUUUUUGUUCUUGCUCCACACUUCAGUUUGUCUCUCUUUGUACAGUUUACAGCUGUUUUACAGUUAUUACAAGUGACAUAGACAUGUCCAGACAUGUUACUGUUCUCACUGAUGUCUGUGCAUUUUCUAGAAUCCUACAGAUCGGUGAUAUUUAUAUUCCAAAUCAGUGGAAAUUACGAUUUGUUUUUUGUUGUUGUUGAUGGCAGUAACUUGCUGUACACAAUUUCAUUUGGCAGGAAUGUUGGCAGGAAAUAUGUUCCAGUAUUAGCUUGUACGCCAGCUGUUGGCCUUUUUGAUUUGACUGCCCUUUCCAAGCAGCUGUUUUAUUCAUAUAAACAUUCCCCAUUGAAUUCAGCUUGUGGUUUUCUCCUGUGCUUCUCAUCUACUGUUAUUUUCAGCUCAAUCGCCUCUUUCUUUGUUGCUUAAUAGCCCUGACAUCCCGAAUCAAGAAGCAGUGCUUUCGACUCAUCAGAAAAAUACCCUUUGUUGGCGCGACAGUAAGUUUCAAGCGGUUAUUGUGUUCCUCUAUUCCACAGAUGUGUUCUGACUCUUCCUAGUCUAGCGUGGUAUGAGUCACUCAGUGAUGACUUGAGUGUCGGCAUGCGGGAGGGAGGGAGGGAGGAGGGGGGGUUAAGACCUUUAACACGGUUUACAUCAUGGACUGGUGAUAAUGCUGGGUUAGUGUUGGUCAUUACAGAAUGACUAAAUCCAUAUUUAACUGAAGAGUGUGAAUAGGCUACACUUUAAUGAGAUGGUGAAAUCUACAUUUACAUAUUUUGAAUGCUCUCUAGCCACAAACAUAUUUGGAUAGCCCAGAUCUUCCUGGCAUGCUAUCACCUAUACGUUCACAACUAGCUGGUUUUGAUUGCUUUCAUAUAUUUUCUAUAUUUCCGAAAACACUUUUAGAUAAGUUGUGAACGCCAGAGUGCUGUAGCCUAAACGUCCUCCUCAAUGCCAUAAUGGGUCCCUGCUCCUUGGAAAUGGUUUGUGUUGUCUGAGCGGUGAUGUGCGUAGUGUGACUAACUCAGUGUCUCUUUGCAACAGAUCCAGACCCAGCUGAACAAGGCCCUGGCUGACAUGUCUCUCAGUCUUUGCACACUGAAGGAGGGUAUGAGCUAUACCAAACAGCUGCCUGAACAAGGGCUAACCCAAGUUGAAGUUCUAGACAGAAUCAGAGAGUAUCAAACACUGAGUAAGUGGCUGAGAGUUGUCCCAGAGCAGGUUCUGGAGCAUGCAUUAGUCUUGGUAGCCAUAUGGGGCCGUUGACCUACAGUACCCUACUGCCCUAUAUAUAUUGUAUUGGCUAUAUCCUAGAAAAUGAUUUUUUUUUUUUUUGUGGAGCAAUAAUAUAAUAUAAUGUAAUGGCAUAAUAUAAUGGCUUAUUAUGGAGCCAAUGACCUACUUGCUACUUCUAUCCAAGAAAAUGUGACAAAUGUUUUGACAAGUGUGCCUGCUGUUUUUAGCAUUGGUUUUAUUUGUAGGGAAAGUUGUGAAAUUACAAUAUAUACCGUAGUCAUUUCCUGAGGUAUUGCUGUUGUCUGCUCUUCACAGAUGAAGUGGAUUGGGAGAAAGGACGAGUUUCAGGCGCAGUGUACUGGGGAGAUCAGACACUUACCAAACUUUUGGUGAAAGUAUGUCUAGUCCACAAAACCAUAGUCUUUGUUUUGUCUUGAAUUCUUUGAAUGAACAAUCAAGUUAAACAGCUGUGUGUAGAAUUUUGAGUAAUACAUUUUUUAAUUUAAAGCUCAUACUACAGUCUGAAUAUCCCUUGUUUAUCCUUGUUUAUAUGUCAAAUCUCAUCGCUUAGUGAUUCUCUUUUUAUAUUCUUCUUUUUGUCGCUAGGUGUAUGGAGACUUUGCAUGGAGCAACCCACUUCACCCAGACCUCUUUCCUGGUGUGAGGAAGAUGGAGGCAGAGAUUGUGAGAAUGGCGUGUACCCUCUUCAACGGUGGGCCCAACUCUUGUGGCACAGUGAGUUUACCUUCAGUACUCCCACAAGACUCACUGACCUAGGGUUUGGGAAAUGUUCUUCUCAAGAGAAUAAUCCAAACGUAUGCACCGGCAUAUUUUGAACGCUGAUUGUUGCUGCUGUUUCUGCUUUGUCCAGGUCACCUCCGGAGGAACUGAAAGCAUAUUGAUGGCAUGCAAGGCGUACAGAGACAUGGCCUAUGAGCGGGGUGUGAAACAUCCUGAAAUGUGAGUUCACUGUCAAAAUAUAGCCCCAGAUGAUUUUUAUUCUUGGCACACAAAAUGUUCUCAGAACAAGCUUGAUUUGCAUGCUUGAAAUGUUUGCUUUCUCAUAAAUGGUAAUUAUGGCUACACAUAAUGGUUAUAUCACCUGUGAAAUACAUUUUAUACGAUACAGGGAAUAAUUUGUGUUUUAUUUCCUCCCCUCAUUUUGCAGCAUUGCACCAGUCAGUGUCCAUGCAGCCUUUGACAAAGCAGCAAACUACUUUGGAAUGAAGCUUGUUCAUAUUCCCCUGGACAAGAAGACCUUGAAAGUGGAUGUUCAGGUGCAAAUAUUUAUUAGUUCCUAUAUUAAUGGUUAUUCUAAAGAAUAACUUGACUGGAAAGUCAGUCCGUGCUCAAUACACAAAAGGUCAGAGUAAAUGUAGGUUUGUUGGUUUACAAAUUCCCAAUUGUAACUGUUGCCGUGACCCCAGCCUAGUCUAGGUAACGAGAAUACGGUGUGAUGUCUUGCAACGUGACACUACUGUAACUAAUGACUGUCACUGCCGUCACUGACUGGGGAACUCUUCCUCGAUUUGGACUGUUAAAGAUUACAAUUUCAGACAUUACAAUAGUUAUAAAAAACUAGGGCUGUGACGAUACCUGUAUCUCAUUAUUUUAUCCAUGGCAAACAUUAAAAACCUGCAAACCUAAAAUAUUGUGUGCUAUAGCUUGGCAAAAAACAAAUAAAUGUGACUCUGGAUAACAACAUAAUGAUGUUUGUUUCCAACAUUAGGGCCGUUUUCCUAAAGAAGUUCAAUCUGCUUUGUUUUGUUUCCUUGCCAGUAUCGCAAUACUGGUAUCGUCCCGGCCCUACAAAAAAACAUGGUGGCAACAAUGACUUUAGAAUGACUGGUUCUUAGUGAGGGUGGAUUAGACUUAUCAUCACCAUAAUCAUUUGUCUUAAAGCAAUAUCAUGACGCCUUGAACUCCUGAUAACUCCUAGUUGUUCUGUAUAGGCUAUGAGGAGAGCCAUCAACAAGAACACAGCCAUGCUUGUGUGCUCCGCACCCCAGUUCCCCCAUGGAAUCAUUGAUCCUAUUGAGGAAGUAGGAAAGGUAAAGCUUGUCAUUGUUAUCUACUUCUCAUAGUAAAAGGAAAGUCAUGGGGAAAUGUAUUGGAAAAACUGGUCAUUCUUAACAUUAAGUUGCUUGUAUACCUGUGUAGUAACACUGUUGUUGCAUAGUACCUUAAAUGACCUAAUCCGUCCCACAUGGUGUUUUUCAGCUGGCUGUAAAGUACAACCUCCCUCUGCACGUGGAUGCUUGUUUGGGAGGGUUUCUCAUUGUGUUCAUGGCCAAAGCCAAUUACCCACUGGCUCCCUUUGACUUCAGGGUAAAGGGUGUGACCAGCAUCUCUGCAGACACACACAAGGUAAGAACAGGGUGUGGAUCCCAGACAGUCCUACCUAACAUUUUCUCCCUCUUGAUUUUCAAUCAUAAGAUGCUCAUUGUUCCAUAAACAUGUCGUUUUUUUGGUUAUGGUGUUGACUGGUUGUUGUGUUGACUGGUUAUGGGGUUGACUGGUUAUGGGAUUGACUUGUUAUUGUUUUUUGAUCUACCUCUACUCUAGUAUGGCUUCGCCCCCAAAGGUUCAUCAGUGAUCCUGUAUAGUGACAAGAAGUACAGGCACUACCAGUACUUUGUGGCUCCAGACUGGCAGGGGGGCAUCUAUGCGUCCCCAUCAGUGGCAGGUUCUCGGCCAGGAGGUAUCAUCGCAGCGUGCUGGGCCACCAUGAUGUACAUGGGAGAAGAUGGCUACAUAAAGACUACCAAGAAGAUCAUUGACACUGCACGCACCAUCAAGACAGAGUAAGAGACCCAUCUUUUACUGUAGUUAUUAUCAGCCUUGAUUUCCGGCUUUCUCACUAAACAAGACUUGGAUAUGUGGUAAAGCGAAACUAUUAUAGGUACAAUCAGAAACAUUAUGGUCGUUUUUUUUUCAUCAAGUUUGCUUGGUUGAUUCGCUUUCUGUUGGUUUCCGAAACCAUCUUUUAACCUAUUUACAACAGGCCCAGAAUAUUGUUAGAUUUCGCUGUUUCUAAGAGCUCUUGGCAAGCACAUUGAGAUCUCAAUGUUUUUGGAUAAGAUAAAUAUUUGAAGUGUUUUUGUUUCGUUUAUUUCCGGACAGAAUCCGUAAGAUAGACGGAGUGUUUGUGUUUGGAGACCCUGAAGUGUCGGUGGUGGCAAUAGGCUCUGACGUCUUCGACAUCUUCCGUUUAUCCAACGCACUGACGUCAAAGGGUUGGAAUCUCAACACGCUACAGUAUCCAUCCAGGUAUGUUUUCCUAAACAUUUUCACAUAUUUGAAAUUCAGUCAUACUUAUCAAUUAUAAUGUAUACCUUUCAUAGAAUAUUGACUAUGCACUGAAUGCUGAAGUAAUACCAGCAAACAAAGUCCGCCAAGCUAGAGCUGCAUGAUGUGGACAAAAUAUCUAAUUGUGAUUUUCAAACACUUGGGUGAAAACUUGGUAAUUCCAUCAGCCAUGGUUAAAACAAUUGUCAGGAUAGAGAACAUCACUUCUAAAAUGAGAUCGUAUGAAUGAAUACAUACUGUGCUACCUGAAUACACAACCAGAUGAAACACAUAUUUUCCAACAUUGUUAUAGGCUAGAUAGGAUUAUUCCACCUACAUAUUAACAAACCUAAAUGUUUAACAUGGUCAUCAAAAUAUGGUGUGCUACAGUUAAUGAAUUAUGAGUUCCUAUUUUACCAUUGAGUUCUUAAAUAACCUAAAUUAAUUAUUUAUUCAGGCAGCCAUAGGCUGCAGAUGGAAUAGGAAACGUAUGAUUGUGUAAAUAUGUAUAAGUAGGCUUAAUUAUUAUUAUAAUUGAAAUGAAAUGUCUAAAGUGCCUUAAAAACAUAACACGUAGCCUACCGAUUGCAAGGUGAAUCCUGUCCAAAACAUUGGAGUCUGGUCCAGUAAAUCAAUGUGACAUGUUUCAACUUCUCCCUUCAUUUUGUUAGACAGUGUUGGAAUCUUGUAUCUCCUGUCCAGCUUGUUUAUCAUCUUCUUGAAGCCGUCUUUGCUGAAUGUGUAAAUAGGAACCAUGUCUUUGGCUUUGUGAUAGGUGAUCGCCUCAGUGAUUUAUCUGCGUCUGCGGGAUGUUUUUUCGUAGGACGUUACACUUGAAAACGCAUCGGCAAUCAAUGCCUGUUUAACGUAGGUGGCUGGUUGUGGCUGAGGGGCUUUGCUGCUGUCGGGCGCUUUUUUGUGGUGUAAGGUUACUUAAGUAAAAAUACAUCGAAGUACAACUUAAGUUGUUUUUUGGGGUAUCUGUACUUUACUUUACUAUUUUAUAUUUUUUUUACAACUUUUACUUUUACUCCACUACAUUCCUAAAGAAAAUAUAUGUACAUUUUACUCCAUUAGGGCUGUCCCCGACUAAAAACAAAUAUUGGUCGACCAAGAGUCAGUCAGUCUGUUGAAACUGAGUGGUUGAAACUGAGUGGAAAACAUGGUCAUUGUGGAUUUUGUUUCAAAGCCUGACAAUGAAUUGAAAUGGACAGCGCUUUUUAAGGUGAUGAUUAAUUCAAAACACCCAAACACAUAGGAUGUGUCUAUAUGGAAAAAUACACAGUUUAAAAUUUUGACCAAUCGAUUGGUCAACAUUUUUAAACGUGUAUUUUUCCAUAUAUAGACACAUCCUAUGUGUUUUAAUCAAAUCAACAAAUGCACUGAGUUUAGGGCUGUUGCAGUGACUGUAUUACCCUGAAUACCACGGUAAUCUCCUUUUAUGCACUCAGGACAUGCGUUGGUAGUACCCAACUCGCUAAUGGCCUGGUAUUCAGGGCUCUAUUGUCCUUCUAACCACUCUGACAUCAAUGAAAUCGAAAAUCACAUCACAUUACAUCACAAACACUUAUCAUCAAAACAGUAUUUAAAACUCACCUCACUGUCAUUGAUCAAUUUGAAGAAAGAAGUUCAACAACAGGUUGAAACUGAGUGGAAAACAUGGUCGUUGUGAAUUUUGUUUCAAAGCCUAACGCAAUGAAAUUGACAGCGCUUUCUAAGAUGAUGAUUCAUUCAAAACACCCAUACACAUAUUCGAGCUUAUACAUACGCAUAGGCCUAUAUAUGAGCCCAAGCCUGAAGAAAAACUGAAUUAAAAUAAUGAUUGUGAAGUUCGUUAUACAAUACAUGUAAAUUACGCACCGCUGCCGAAAAACAUUUUAAAAAAGCUGAUUUAAGAUGUCUUUAAUUGGUCUAGCCUAUAUUCCAAAAUUAAACAAAUUCUAGUAAUCGCCUUUUAGUGUGGAUUGUAUUAUUAUGCAUACUGGAUGGACUGGUUACCUUACGCUACACUCCAAAGUUUCUAUUCAUGAGUCUGGGAGAGAACGUAUAGGCCUAGGCGAUGCUGUUGGUUCAUUGAUUGUGCAGGGCGGCUUACAGGUUUAGCCUACAAUAGUGAAUUUAGUUUUGAAUAGCCUAGUUAGUAAUAGGGAAUGUUUAUAUAAUUUCAUAAUUAAUAGGGUGACACAUUAGACCACCUUUAGCUACAGAAUAUCUCACCACCGUGCGUUUCAAUCUCCUCCCCUUUCUGCUUCAUUACUUUCUCAAGCGCGCAGAGAGGAGCUGUCAACAGUUUAAUGAAUUAUGUUUCCUUGUGAAAACAUGUUACUUUUGAUGUUCCCGAACAGAUUUCACGUGGUUUCCCAAAUGAAGCACUGGGUAGCUGCAGGAACAGGGUUGGGGAGCCCAUGGCAUACAGAGUUUGGGCGGAAUAUCACCUGUCGCGCAUGCUCCUCAAACAGUGGUGGAUGUUUGGAGUAGCCUACCCGAACCAACAGCGGGAAAGCGGCUUCCAUUCGCUAUUUGAGUGCAUAGGCGGGAUGACGUCUUUUUUCCCCUGCCCCUGUUCCUGCUCAUUUGAUAAUGGGCCAUUCUAAAUCGAAACUAGUUUAAUAUAUUAGUAAAGACAAUAUUAAAUUGAUAAUAGUCUGAUGGUGAUAAUAUGAUCACUUGAUGAGAGAACAGUGUGUGCAGCCUGAGGCAAGGAACCGAGCGCAAGCUUUUUUUGUGACUCUCAAAUCAUCAAUAGCCUAUAGUCACAUCAUGCAGCCCAUAUAUGUUUUGAUUUCUAAGACAUCCUAAGGUUUGUAUCAUUAACAUCUAAAGUUGCCAAAUAACGCUAAAUCUAGCGUAGCCUAUAGGACCUGUUUCAAAUGAUCACUUUCACACACAGCUCCGGAAUGGGAAAAAUAUCCUUUCUAUUUUAUUCAGCUAAGUUCAAUUAUAUUCUUCUUACUAUAAAAUACAUACACGGGACUUAUAAGCAUAUCUUGUCUGCUAAAUGAACAAGCCUACAGCCUAUGACAUGGAGCAUAGCCAGAUAACAUACAGUAAUAAGCCAACUCAUACAUUUUCUUCAUAUCAUGUUUCUUUAGACCUACCUAAAAUAAAUAAUAGAUUUGUUGGUAUGAUGUUUAUUAAAUUGAUUUAUUAGACUUAUUAAAAUGUAAUGUUACAAAGGCAAGCAUCAGCAGCUUGUAUGUGUGGAGCCCUGGAGAUGCUAUACAUGUUUAUGUUAAUUAACGGUCAAUUACUGUGAGACCGGCAGUCUUUUGCAUGACAGUAACCGGCUGACAAAAUGUAAUGACCGCCACAGCGCUAACUGAGCUUGUCUGAUGCUUUAAGCGCACUAUUUGAUUAAAUAAUGAAGAAACACAAAUGACUAGAGGGAGUCCGACCAGCGAUUGAUUUGAUUGUGCUGGGCCAGGCUCAGACUUGCUGCGCUGUGUUAAAAAAAAAAAAAAAGUUAUGUUACCGAAAUCCCUCAUUUGUUUAGGAAAAACAUUACCUCAACACUUGCUCUCUUUAUGUGACACAUGUAAGCAUCACAUGCACGUGACCAAUAGGGCCUAAAAUGCAUUUCAAAUCAUGAGUGACUCGUAUGCUGUGUGAUGACAUGAACGAACUAAUGAUUGAUUGAUACAGUAGCCUAUAUAAGUAUUGAAAUAUAGAGCUAAGUAAGUUCCGGUAUUAAGUUUAAACAGGAUGCGCUCUUAGGCCUACAGCUCAAUGGGGGUUAUACAAGGCUGCUAUACUAAACCUACUAAUGAUAACGACAUGACUUAUUAUAAUGAUGCUCAUAUUCAUAGUAAUUAUAAUAAGGAGAUCAAGAAAAAGGAGGGUUAUUUGUUAUAAAUAAAACAAUUCUGACAAUUUGGAACGGUGUAAACAACACUAAAUAAAUUAUAAGUAAUACCAGAGAGGCUUUUUUAACGAAAAAAAAAAGUGUAAAGCCUUUUAUUACAGCAUAGCAAAGAUUAGAAACAGACACAUUUUUUAAUUUGUCUAUGCGACAUUGUGGUUCCGUGAAUCAGUAGGCUAUAAAACAAACACUCAAACAGGCAACACAAGCAGGAUCUGACUUAUUUCUGUAGAUAUGGCGCAGUGGUAUAAAAAUGGAAAACCCCCAGCAGUUUUGUUUUCGUUUUCUUUUAUUUCAUAAAAAAUGUCAAUGUGUGGCCUAAUCUCCCAGUCAUCCAUCCCUCUGAGGCAAGAUUAAAAGGAAAGAGAGAGAGGAGAUACAUCAGUACAUUGUAAUUUUUAACCCAUUUUUCUCCCCAAUUUCGUGAUUACGAUCUUGUCUCAUCGCUGCAACUCCCCAAUGGGCUUGAAACAUGACCCGCCAAACCACGCCUCUUAACACCCACUCGCUUAACCCGGAAGCCAGGAUGCACCAAUGUGUCGGAGGAAACACCGUUCAACUGACGACCGAAGUCAGUCUGCAGGCACCCGGCCCGCCACAAGGAGUCGCUAGAGCGCGAUGAGCCAAGUAAAGCCCCCCAGGCCAAAGCUGGUUGAGAGAAUGCCAAGAGUGUGCAAAGCUGUCAUCAAUGCAAAGGGUGGCUACUUUGAAGAAUCUAAAAUCUAAAAUAUAUUUCUUUAACACUUUUUGGGUUACUACAUGAUUCCAUGUGUAUUAUUUCCUAGUUUUGAUGUCUUCACUAUUAUUCUACAAUGUAGAAAAUAGUAAAAAUAAAGAAAAACCCUUGAAUGAGUAGGUGUGUCCAGUAAUGGAGUUAAUCGCGCCACUCUCGUCUGACUUCAACUUUCUGGCCAAUGUUAGCUAGCUAGCUUGCUACACACAGGGCUCGAGAAUAACUUUUUUCAUCACCGUCCCAGAAUUGUUCCCAAAGUGCAAUUUAUUUUUAUUUUUAUGUUUUGCUAUGCAAACAUGGCUUUACUCAUAGGACCUAGGUAAUUCACAGUGAUUUAAAAGGCUAAUAAUAGUAGCCUACUACUGAAAUAGAUACAUGGGGCUGGCAACUGAAGCAGAAAUUCACCCCCUUGCCUCUAUAAAGGCCAACGUUGGAAUAAUAUUUUGCAUAAAUGUACAUAAAUAAUUAGCCUACAUGUAAAAGUGUAGCUUGGGUUAUAUGCAUAUUGCUACAGCCUCAUGUCCACACCGAUGCUGACGUGAGGGAGGCUCCAGAAAAUGUAGUCAAACUUUAAUGGGACUUUUAAUUACAUAAAUAUAGGCUAAACGCCAGUCAUGUUUGACAAUUAGAAUGUUGGUUAACAUUAACGUCUAAAGGCUUGAUUCAGUUGACAUGCUCGAGGCAUGGUUGGUUCAGAUCAAAUGGUCACGAGCGGAGAGAAAGGCAUAUUACAUAAAAAAACAUUUUUUUUGGGGGGGGGGGGGUGUACAGAACUGUCCCAGAGUCUGUUUGAACCUUCCCAGAUCUUUUUUUUUUAUCAUCCCCGGGACGACCUUCAUUUCAAGCCCUGUCUACAUACCCAGAAAGAAACACAUUGUUCAAUCCUCUAUGUCUCCCUCUCUGAAUCAGUUUAGACAAUUAUUUCUCAGUUUCUCACCCUUGCUGUGUUGGCUCUAGUAAUGAUCGGUAGGACUGGGGGGCGGUCAGGAAACAACGAACGAGGCAAACAAGAAUUAUGAGGAGAAAGUAUGUAGCUAGCUAGUGCUAGUUAAUUUGUUUGUUGUUCUCACAUCACUUGUCAUGACUGCCUGCUGCAGCGCUCUCUCAACGCCAAUGACUGUGCUCAACACACACCCCACCGGUCCUCACCCUCCCUCCCUCCCCACCUUUCACUCACUCACUCACUCACUCACACACUCACUAAGCAACAGCCUGCCUCACUGCCUGAUAGUCAUCAGGAGCAGGUUACAGUGAAAUUUAUAUAUUUUUAAGAGAAAUGCCAUGGCGGCCGCAGGGCAAUUUAGAAGUAGCCCAAAAAUCCGCAAACCCACAACGAAUACAUUUUCACCCACGACAUCGUUUUCAGAGUAGCCCAAUUUUCAAGAAAAUCACAGACAUGGCAACCCUAUACUGUACUUUAUUUGUUAAAGCCCUUUCUCUCCUCACCAGCAACUAACUGCGUGCUCUAAGCAGGUAUACUUGUGAUUGGCCAGCAUGUGCAUGCCGUGCAGAGAGUGAGGCCGCUUGUGAUUGGUCAGCAUCAUCUGUGCAUGUAGAGAGUGAAUGAACAGAGUCUAGCGAAUCUCGUUGGAGGAGGUACGGUAGUCUAGUGUCAAAGAAAGGAGAAAAUCACAGCCUCUUGAGAUAUUGCACAUUUCAGUAUUGCAAUUUGGAUCUGAAUUCGAUUAAUCGUGCAGCACUACCCCAGGUACCAUAGCGCCAUUUUGAAUAAUGUUUGUGUUUUUAAACAACGUUCUCUCUGUCCCACCGCAGCAUCCAUAUCUGUUGUACAGUACUACACACACAGGAAGGUGUGGCCAAACAGUUCAUCAGUGAGGUCAAAGAGCAGGUGGCUCUCAUCUUGAAGAAUCCCAAUGAGAAGACCACUGGAAUGGUGAGUGUUAAUGCUGACUCCGUUACCUGGAAUACACUUCACAGCAGUACACCAAUAGUCUAAUAGAAAAUAUAAAUUGUAUGAAAAAAAUUUUUGGAGGUUAUUAUUCACACUUUUUUCAAAAUAUGUUUAUUCACUCAUUUUAUGUUUAUAAAAGUGGCUUCACAUGCAAACAUAUUGGAUGCAUGGCUCUACAUUCAUAUAUGUUCAUGUUCUAGGGAGCGAUUUAUGGCAUGGCCCAGUCCAUCCCUGACAGAUCCAUGGUGACAGAGAUCUCCUGCGGUUUCCUGGACUGCCUCUACAGCACAGAGGAGCCCAAGUCAUCUCAGCCCCAGAAGACCCAUAUAAAUGGCAACAGCAACGGCAAGGCCCACUGAGUAGGCUGGCUGUGGCCUGGACACACACCUGGGUCAUGUUCAUUAGGG
Molecule: messenger RNA, 15721 nt
Organism: Coregonus sp. 'balchen'
Lineage: Eukaryota; Metazoa; Chordata; Actinopteri; Salmoniformes; Salmonidae
Source: the annotation of a GenBank genome assembly